Doryrhamphus excisus (bluestripe pipefish) is the source of this 1232-nucleotide messenger RNA. RefSeq names its product SRR1 domain containing (gene srrd). Gene Ontology annotation, cellular component: nucleus; cytoplasm. The record is from RefSeq and is a predicted model, not a curated record. Lineage: Eukaryota; Metazoa; Chordata; Actinopteri; Syngnathiformes; Syngnathidae.
AAAGCUGUGCCACACAUAAAAUAUUCCGAUGCAUUAUACAUGUUUAUGACAUGAUACGCUUGCCCGACAAAAGGGAAAGUUGGUUUCAUAAUAUAUUUUGCCCACAUAUUUAUUCAAAUUGUAUGAACCUAGAUGACUGACACGGGGGGAGAGUGGCAGGUUGCACGCCGACGAAAAGGUGCGUCCAAAAGGUCGACGAGUUUCUUUGUAUCUACAUCAUGCUGUCAGAACCAGCUGGAUGUCGGGAAAACCAUCAAGCGCAUCAGAGAAACCGCGGCUGACUUAAAAUGCCAAGAUGUUUGGGAAGAAUGGAAAGGGCAGAUCCAGGGCAACGUCUCAGAAAAGUUGCAAGAGAGUUCAGAUAGCAAAAUAAGUCCACUUCAGUACGUGUGUUAUGGCUUGGGCACCUUUUCCUCGUGUGUAUCUGCACGUUACCAGCUGGCCAUGCUGCUCCUGCUCCUGGAUGCAGGAAAGAUUCCACUCAAAGACUGUUUUGUUUUUGACCCUGCUUUCUCCCCUGGAGAAAAGGAUGUCCUGAGAGAGUUGGACCUGACUGUUCUCACAGAAAAUGAGGAGGGGAAGCGACUGGCCACCAAACCUACACUCUUUUACCUCAUGCAUUGUGGGAAGGCCCUGUACAACAACUUAUUGUGGAAAAACUGGAAUCCACAGAGUCUGCCCCUCAUUAUGAUAAUUGGAAAUAGCUUUAGUAGCAUGCGAGAGAGGAUGAUCGAGAGAGAAUUCAAGAGGAACUACAGUUACAUCAGCCAGGCGGUGACUGUGUGUGAGGAGAGACAGCUGACCUGUCCAUCUCAUCUUAUUGAUGUCUUCGGUGAUACUGCACUUAUCACUUUUAAUUCUACAAAGCUUAUUAGUCUCCCACAGUGUAGUUGGACAGAGACCCCUGAACCCCAGUAUCAAGACUGCCCGGAUUUGGAGAUAAUACAGAGAGAAUCUAACAAUGGCGUAAGGACAUAAGCUAUUGGUAGUAAAGGAUGGCAGCAUUUACAGUUGCACCACUAGCUGAAUAUGGUGGACUCAAAGCAGUGAUGGAUGGUCAGUGCCUUGGUUUUUUUUUAACUUGAUAAAGUACUUUUUAGAAAAAAAGUUUGACAUUUGGUAAGGACAAAUCUAUGGGUACAUUGUGAAAUCCAACUUUGAGUCAUCCAUACCUCCAGAUGUGCACAAACUACAUUUAAAUGUAAAUAAAAAAUGAGCGAUAUAAAAAGUUA